Molecule: messenger RNA, 552 nt
Organism: Linum tenue
Lineage: Eukaryota; Viridiplantae; Streptophyta; Magnoliopsida; Malpighiales; Linaceae
Source: the annotation of a GenBank genome assembly
GAGUGGCACCUACCGGAUCGAUGCCUUCGUCAGUUUGGUCGGGAGCAGUGCAUUCCGUUGGAAGUCCCCGAGAGUCAAAGGGCGUUUCACCACCGAGAUGGUCGGCAAGGUACUCACGAUUGGCCCAAGAAGUUGGCGGAAUUGAUCGCGGUAUGGGAGAACCGACAACUUCAGGAUAUUGUCACUCCAAAAAGUAUGGGUCGAAUGGGGUAUCAUGACCCUUACAUGGAUAAAUAUCGGCAAACAUCGGUUCGGUACGUGACUCCGGAGGUUGCGGCCGAUGGUGCAAUGGCUGAUGGGAUCGAGCGGAUCAAAGCGUUGACCCAUGGGAAACAUGAAAUGGGACAUGAAGAUGUGAGCUUCAUUCGGAGGAUGACAAACAGUCUGUUUGGCUGUAUCAGAGCACAGGGUCGUGAUCAUCGUAGAUACCCACCCAUGCCCGCACCGGUGCCACCUCCGGUACAAGUCGAUGUCCCCCAUUCCCCACCACCAUACGACAUAAAGAAAAGCAAGAAGGUUCGGGAAAGACCUCAUGAGCCCGAGAUAAAGCCG